AGGAGGACUAUCUCAGACCCUCAGCUGUUCUGUGGACUGUCUCUCGAUCAUCAUGCGUGAAAUUGUACAUCUGCAAAUUGGACAAUGUGGCAACCAGAUUGGCUCAAAGUUCUGGGAAGUAAUCAGUGGUGAACAUGGGAUUGACGAUACAGGAAUCUAUGAGGGAGACAGCAACCUUCAACUGGAGAGGAUCAACGUCUACUUUAAUGAGGCGCAUGGUGGUAAAUUUGUCCCCAGAGCACUGCUUGUGGACUUGGAGCCUGGCACUAUGGACAGUGUCAGAGGAAGUCGAAUCGGUGCUCUUUUUAGACCAGACAACUUCAUCCAUGGGAACUCCGGAGCUGGAAACAACUGGGCGAAGGGCCACUACACAGAGGGAGCGGAGCUAGUGGAGCAGGUUAUGGACCGGGUGAGGAACGAGAGCGAAAGCUGUGAUUGCCUCCAAGGCUUUCAGCUGGUCCAUUCGCUGGGGGGCGGCACAGGCUCCGGCAUGGGUACCCUCCUCAUAAACAAGAUCAAAGAGGAAUACCCAGAUCGCAUCAUGAAUAGCUUUAGCAUCAUGCCGUCUCCCAAAGUCUCUGACACAGUGGUGGAGCCUUAUAACGCCACGCUCUCCGUGCAUCAGCUCCUGGAGAACACAGACGAGACUUUCUGCAUUGACAACGAGGCCCUCUACGACAUCUGCUUCCGUACCCUAAAGCUGACCACGCCCACUUACGGGGACCUCAACCACUUGGUCUCCAUGACGAUGAGCGGCGUCACGACCUCUCUGAGAUUUCCAGGACAGCUCAAUGCUGACCUCAGGAAGCUGGCUGUCAACAUGGUGCCCUUCCCCCGUCUCCACUUCUUCAUGCCAGGCUUCGCCCCUCUGACACCACGGGGCAGCCAGCAGUACAGAGCUCUCACCGUGCCUGAACUUACCCAGCAGAUGUUCGACGCCCGCAACAUGAUGACGGCAUGUGACCCACGGCGGGGGCGCUACCUCACAGUAGCCGGUAUCUUUCGAGGUAGGAUGUCCACCAAAGAGGUGGACGAGCAGAUGCUCGCAAUACAGCAGAAAAACAGUCAAUACUUUGUCGACUGGAUCCCCCAUAAUGUGAAGGUGGCCGUGUGUGACAUCCCUCCCAAAGGUCUGAAAAUGUCUUCCACGUUCAUCGGCAACAACACGGCCAUCCAGGAGAUAUUCCGCCGGGUGGGCGAGCAGUUCUCGCUGAUGUUUAGACGGAAGGCGUUCCUCCACUGGUACACGGGAGAGGGCAUGGAUGAGAUGGAGUUCACGGAGGCAGAGAGCAACCUCAACGACCUGGUGUCCGAGUACCAGCAAUACCAAGACGCAACCGCUGAUCUAGACUGGGAAGUAGAGGAUGAGGAAGAGGGAGGACCCUCAUCUGCACAGAGCACAAAAGUUCAGUCUCGGACGGAAACCAAAUUGGACUCAGUGAUAGAAACCAUUAAUGAAACUGUAGAUGAGUAGUGAGGAUGAAGUCUACAGCUUCACACUGAAGGACUCUUUGGGGCAAGAAGUGAGAUGAUAUACAUGUAAUUCAUUUCUUUGGAAACAACCUUUUUGUUUUGCAGGUUAACCUAUUUUACUUUGUGUUUUUUUGGUAUCUUUAAUUAAAUUCAAGCAGAGCUGCAUAGACCACUAGUUUUUGGAGCUUUUCAAGUUUUGCUAAAUCUUUGAGUGAUUUCAAAUAAAAAUGUAAUAUAAUAUAUUAGACAAGUCAUGGCAAGAGGAUGCCACAGGGUAGACCCAGGACUCCUGACAGGUGAGACGGUCUCAGAUGUUUGUAGAAGGUGAUUUGAAGGAGGGAGGAAGGUCAGGGGAUCUCUGCUCAGCCUUCUCCAGAUGGACAGCAUUGGACAAUGGAAUCGAGAGGUUGACUAAUAGAGGUGAUUAACAUACAUUUUACAAAGAAGACCAUUAGCCACGGUUUUUAUACUUAGUAAGCAUACAAUCUGAAUUUAUGUUGACCCUACUUUUGCUUUUGUUUUUUUGCCAACCUGCAAUUAGCACAUACUUUAUUCGUAAGGCUGAUUAACGCUGGGAUUUUACUUUACACCACCAAAUUAAUUAAUUUACACCCAUUCAGUCUGAUUUCCCUGUGCACAUGUGUAUUUUGCCUCUCUUGUAAAAGCUUUUUUAACCAUACACAAAUUAUAUUUGUAACAUAAACACUUCCUUGGAAGCUAAAAGUUGCCACACCCACAAACGAGCCUUGCAUAACUGACCCUUGGAAGAUUUAAUAUGCAGCCGUUGUUCUGUAUGUAUGUGCAUAGCUAAUGCUAAAGCUAAAUAAUGCUGCUUAGUUACAAUUCUGAUAGCUAAAGCUGAGAAAUAAUUACGACGUUGGAGGUAUUGUGUAAACUGUUGGGAACUUUGAGCUGGGACAUUGGCAGAGCAAUGAAAAUAUCAGUGAUCUUGUCGGCUCAAUGAAAGAGCUGUAACUCAGCAUGUUACAGUUUAGAUUUCUGUUUCUCACAGAUAAAUCCGCCAGGCAAAGCAAUAAGCCAUGUGAGAUAUGACAUAACAAGUGGACCCAUUCACCCUUUUGUAGUUUGAGUUGUCAUGAUGUCUUUGUUAAUGUCAGCGCACAUCACGUUACAGUUUAUAGUAAACAGCUACUCCGUGGGUAGUGUGUAGGGUGGAGCAGAAAACCUAAAAGGAUUUCAUACUGGCAUUUGGUCCUGUACGACCGUCCUUAUGUUCGUUCAAAAGUUGUAAGAUGUAACCUGUGGAUCACAAAUUAAAAGCCAUGGACCUGGUGUUUGAUAAUUUAUGCAGAAAUAAUUAUGUAGCAUUUCUUUUUUUUAACCAUUCCAUGGGUUGUAUCAUAUUUGAAAACAUUAAAUUCAAAGAGGAAAAAAAUUGUUUUCAUCAUGAUUAUGAAAAAAAAAGCUGUUUAUAUUUUGAAGUAUUUAUGUCAGCCCUGAAUGUAAAAGAUGAGAUAUUUUUGCAAUAAUGCUGUUAAUGCUUUUUUUUAUUAUAGCUGUAUUGUUAUGUUGAGUUAUUUCUCUUUGAAAUAUUUGAUGAAUUUAUUUGUAAGUCUUUAAUAAAAAUAUAUAUUUUCUUGCAUUUCUAUGUAAUCCACAGCUUUAAAAA
Molecule: messenger RNA, 3103 nt
Organism: Fundulus heteroclitus (mummichog)
Lineage: Eukaryota; Metazoa; Chordata; Actinopteri; Cyprinodontiformes; Fundulidae
Product: tubulin beta chain
Exons: 4
Coding region: 53-1474 (473 amino acids)
Biological process (GO): microtubule cytoskeleton organization; mitotic cell cycle
Cellular component (GO): microtubule; cytoplasm
Molecular function (GO): GTPase activity; structural constituent of cytoskeleton; GTP binding
Source: RefSeq, a predicted model, not a curated record